Molecule: messenger RNA, 1258 nt
Organism: Brassicogethes aeneus
Lineage: Eukaryota; Metazoa; Arthropoda; Insecta; Coleoptera; Nitidulidae
Source: the annotation of a GenBank genome assembly
GCAACAUUGUAAAGUGCGUCAUUAUGUGAUUAAAUCUCAAAAAAAAAAAUUAAAUAAUAAUUGCCGUAAAUGCUCCAUGAAGUAGAAAGCAGCCAAACUAUUUUAUUAAAGCAACAGGAAAUUUCUAAGCCAGUCAGUCGCAAGCCGAACUUCCGAGUCAACGGUUAAACGGAACAAACUGCAGUUGCAUGCAAUAUCAAGUUCGACGACGAAAGGUGAAAGUGCUGAAAACAAGAGCAACCGCUUGAGAUGGCUGGGUACACCGCUAAAAAGAUGGAGAGCGAAAACGCCAAAAAAAUCGACAAGGCAUUUGGUCGGGACAACUCCUUUUUGGAGUUCAACCCCGGGAAAUGCCUAUUACCGCCCAGCCACACCCUAUUCGCCGAAAGGAUUUUGAGUUUUGAUGUUAGGGAGGAUGAUAUCUGGUUAAUCAGUUUUCCGAGAACAGGUUCCACGUGGUGCCAAGAAAUGAUCUGGCUCUUGGGGAACGAUUUGGACUUUAAAUCGGCUCAGACAUUGCCACAGCAAAUUAGGGCCCCACUUUUGGAAUUAUCCUCCCUGAUGUUCCAACACAAAGAUGUAUUGCAAAAACUAUUCCCUUUUAAUGACACUGUGGAAUUUGUUGACAAAAUGAAGUCACCACGGUUUAUCAAAAGUCAUUUACCAUUGGAUUUACUUCCUACACAGCUGGAUAAGGUCAAACCUAAGAUCAUUUGUACCAUGAGAAACCCAAAGGACAUGAUCAUCUCAUUCUACCACUACUGCAGAAUUUUCCACGACCUGAGCAUACCAUUGGAGGAUUUCUGCGACUUAUUCCUGGACGACUCAACCCCGAUGGGCUCGGUGUGGAGCCACUACCUGGGCUUCUGGAACAAACGCCACGAUGAAAAUAUUUUAGUGUUGAAAUACGAAGACAUGAAGAAGGAUUCUGCUGGGACGAUCAGGCAGAUAGCCGAACAUCUUGGGAAGAAUGUUACGGAGAAAGAAAUUGGUGAUAUAAAGGAGUUUUUGAGUUUUAGUAAUAUGCGCGAGAAUAAGGCUUGCAAUUUGGAGGUUUUCAUUGACACCUGGAAGGGGAAGAAUUACUACAAGAGAAGUGGUGAUCAUUUCAUCAGAAAGGGGAUAGUUGGGGACUGGAAGAACGUUAUGUCUGAAGAAAUGGCGGAGAAGUUCGACAAGUGGAUAGAGGAGAAUACCAGAGGGACUGGGCUGAACUUUGAGGAGGUCUAGUUUAAAUUUAAAAUAAAUAAAAUUGAUU